Prunus armeniaca (apricot) is the source of this 621-nucleotide messenger RNA. Lineage: Eukaryota; Viridiplantae; Streptophyta; Magnoliopsida; Rosales; Rosaceae. The record is from the annotation of a GenBank genome assembly.
AUGAGGAUUGAUUUACUUUGGUUGGAGCUCGUGUAUGCUUGUGACAUGCUAGGUAGUGCGCUCUUGUCCUCCUUCUCGCAUGUUGGUUCCUACUUGACCUACUUAGGACCUCUCAAACUGCUUGUCGGUGAGUUCAUCCAUCCUUCACUCUUCAUUAAUGAAUCAAAGGUCAAGGUCUCGAACCAAGUCAAUUUGCCUGAGGAGCUAUCCAACCAAAAGAUUUUGGUCUUCGACUCUCUAGAGAGAAUUGUGUGGAGCCCAAUUGCAUGCAGGCUAGGGUUUCGUUGGAGGUGCGCCCAGGAGCUACAAACAUCAAGUGUGGUGGCAAAGGAGGAAACAUAUGUAGUUGCUCCAAUAUCGGGCCAUACUUGGAGGCAACGCCAAGAUGGUCGUGAGCAACGGCUUCAGGACGAACCGCGACACAAUCAUGGUGGCCACGUGGUAGAGUCGCAUAGUGAGCUAGAGCAGUGCUCUCAACCACGGGGCCAAAAGGGGGAGCAGCAACUUACGAAGGAACUGCGAUGGGGCCAAGGUUGCAGGAUGUGGAGUCGUGGCUUCGACGCCGGAGUACAACAGCUAAUUCAAUGUUGUGUUGUCAUGUUGGCUUGGACCCGUUGCUAA